Messenger RNA from Colletotrichum tamarilloi, 480 nucleotides. RefSeq lists its product as uncharacterized. The transcript has a single exon. The record is from RefSeq and is a predicted model, not a curated record. The annotation marks the transcript as partial. NCBI's taxonomy places the organism in Eukaryota, Fungi, Ascomycota, Sordariomycetes, Glomerellales, Glomerellaceae.
CUAAACCCACCCCUCCUCGAACGCCACUUAACCCACUGUCUGGCCCGGUCGUUUCCCUCUCGCCUUACCCGUCGCUCACCCAGACUCGACCUUCGACUCGUCCUGUCUUCUCUCUCACAACUGCCUCGGUGUAGUGUAGUCGGGCAGUCCUCUCUCGCUCAUCAGCACUGCCAUCUCGGCCUCUUCUUCGUGAUAUCUUUGAAAAGAAAAGGUGCGACGCAUACACUACGACAACAACGGACGCAUAGCGGCGAAGUGGUUGCCGCCUACAUCUCGGAGCUCUCCUCAAGUCGGCCAACGGCGCAAUCUUGGAACCCACCUCCAGUGCUCCAGCACCUCCUCGACAGCUCCCCCGAGCUCGAAACUGUGGGCAUUAUCCUGCGCCAUCUACUCUACUUCAGUACGUGCGUUUCUGGCAUCCCACAACUCCUCCAACGUUUUCUCUCAAACCCCUACGCCUCAGUCGCCGCUUGCCCAUAG